GUUUUCUUGAAUAAUAUGAUGAAUUUUGAAAUUGAACCAUUUGAGAAUGUUUCAAACUUAGAAAGUGAUGCCCACAUCAACUAUGAUGAAAUAAUUACUGAGGCUGAGCUGAAUCUGGCGACCAACGGUUGUUAUCCAGAUAUUAACAGCACAAGCAGUGAUGUAGUUUUAAAUGAUUUGAUUUGCAACAGCAAAGGGGAAGGUUGUAAAUAUGGAAUGGAUCAAAUUUUGGAAGGAAACUCUUCACAGGAUGAUGGUUUCCAGAAUAACAUGAUGAAUUUUGAGUUUGAAGAAUACGAGAAUGUUUCUAGUUUAGAAAAGGAGCUUGUUAAUCACAAAAAUACUGCAGUUGAACCAAAUUUGUCGACCAACGAAUGUUAUCGAGAUAUUAACAGCAAGGACAUUGAUGUAGUUUUAAAUGAAUUGAUUUGCAGUAGCAAAGGGCAAGAAAUAAACGACGACUUUUUUUAUGACGAUUUUCUUGGCCAAGUGAACUUCUUUGGUAUCGAAGGGCCCUACAAUAAUUGUAACAAUCAAAGUGAGUGCAAAUAUGUAACUCAAGAUUUGGAUAAUCUCAACUUUACAGAUUCUGGAGUCUUGCUUCCUGAAACUGCCGAAAAAACAAUACCGAAGAAGAAAGAGGAGGUUUUUGAUGAAGAUCUAUUAUCUGAGACCUCUCAAAAGGAGCAUCAUGUUGAAAGAAUAUCUUCUUGUAAAAUCUGCUCAGAAUCAUUGACACAAAGUGAAAGUUUGAAAGAGAAUGAAAAGGUUAAUUCUGGGAAAAAACCAUUUCUUUGUAAUAAUAACUAUUACAAUAGUCACGUGAAAAAACAUGGGAAAACUCAUACUGAUGAAAAGCCAUUUCACUAUAAAAUCUGCUCAGAAUCGUUCACACAAAACAAUAUGAAAACCCAUGAAAAAAACCAUACUGAAGAAAGGCGAUUCCUUCGUGAAGUCUGUUCAAAGUCAUUCAUCAGAAAUAAUGGAUUGAAAAAUCAUGAAAAAAUGCAUACUGAAAAUAAACCUUUUCACUGUAAAUUCUGUUCAGAAUCGUUCAUUUACAGUUUUUCUUUGAAACGACAUGAAAAAUCUCAUACUGAGGAAGGGGACUUUCAAUGUAAAAUAUGUUCAGAAUGUUUUACACACAGUGCUAUUUUGAAAGAACAUGAAAAAUUACAUACUAGGGAAAAGCUGUUUCGUUGUAAAGUCUGCCUAAAAUGUUUCAGCCGAAAUGAUAGAUUGAUACUCCAUGAAAGAAUUCAUACUGUAGAAAGACCAUUUCUUUGUAAAAUUUGUUUCAAAUCAUUCAAUCAUAAUAGUUAUUUGAAAAGACAUGAAAAGAUUCAUAUUGGGGAAAGAUCGUUUCAGUGUAAAUUCUGCUCAAAAUUUUUCAACAAAAGCGCUAGAUUGGAAAGGCAUGAAAAAAUACACAGUAGGAUAAAAGUGUUUCAAUGUAAAAUCUGCUUGAAAUUUCUCAGCCGAAGUGAUAGAUUGAAACUCCAUGAGAGAAUUCAUACUGGAGAAAGACCGUUUUUGUGUAAAAUCUGUUCCAAAUCAUUCACUGAUAGAAAUGGUUUGAAAAGACAUGAAAGAAUACAUACUGGGGAAAAACCAUUUCGCUGUAAAAUCUGCUCAAAAUCUUUCACCCAAAGUGUUAAUUUGAAAUCCCAUGAAAAAAUGCAUACCAGAGAGAGGUCAUUUCUUUGUGAAAUAUGUCCAGAGUCAUUCAUUACAAAUAAAGAUCUGAAAAAACAUGGAAGAGUUCAUGUGGAGAAAAAUUGUUCCAUUGAAAAAUCUGUUUAAAACAUUUUUUGAAAUAGGAGUUUCAAGUUGCGAAAGUGAAACUCAUACAAAUCUGUAUACAGUUAAAUAUUGUUAUAAUGAUGAAAAUAAUAAAGUGAUUUUGAAUUCGAA
This is a messenger RNA of Leptinotarsa decemlineata (Colorado potato beetle), 1914 nucleotides long. RefSeq lists its product as uncharacterized. The record is from RefSeq and is a predicted model, not a curated record. NCBI's taxonomy places the organism in Eukaryota, Metazoa, Arthropoda, Insecta, Coleoptera, Chrysomelidae.